UUGGCAAUAUAUUGUUGUUAUUUUAGUGGAUAUUUUUUUUUUUUUUUUAGUGAAUUAUUUAAUUGUGAAAAUUAAAAACAAAAGAUGCCUGGGUGCAGUAGUUUUCAGCCAAAUGUUAGUCCACCCAUCAGCCUGAGUGACCAGUCGGAUACAAUAAAGGGUGCUGAUUUUAUUCGCGUAUCGAAAUUUUAUACCGAUAGUAAAGACGGUAAAUUCAUAAGUUUUAUUCAUGAUGAUGUCAGAACACUGUAUGAUUCAUUUAGAAAAGGAGCCAAAGAGUCCAAUAAUGGACCAUGUCUUUUGGGAAUAUUAAAUAUAUUAUUCGUUGGUUCUGGUCUUAUUUCAUGUGGUUUAUCACCAGGACCACAAACAUUAAUUGGUCUAUACAGUCAAAAUUGUCCUGAAUGGAUAUUAACUGAACAAGCAUGUUAUACAUAUUCACUUGUUGUUGUACCACUUUAUGAUACACUUGGUCCAGAUGCAUGUGCAUAUAUAAUAAAUCAAGCUGACAUAAGUAUAGUUGUUUGUGAAGACGAUAAAAAAUGUAAUUUAUUAUUGGAUAAAGCACCAAGAUGUUUAAGAAAAUUAAUAGUCAUGAAAGAAACACGUCCAGCAACAAAUCAACGUGCUAAAAAUCGUGCUGUUGAUAUAUUAAAAUUUGAAGAUGUUGAACGUCAUGGUGCACAUAAAAAUCAUCAAGAACAACCACCAAAACCAACAGAUUUAUGUACUGUUUGUUAUACAUCUGGUACAACUGGUAAUCCAAAAGGUGUUAUGUUAACACAUCAAAAUGUUAUGGCUGGUAUAUCAGCUGUGUUAUUACAACUUGGUGAUGAUAAACCAACAUCAAAAGAUACAAUGAUUAGUUUUUUACCAUUAGCACAUAUGCUUGAAAGAUGUUGUGAAAAUGGUAUGUAUGCUGUUGGUGGUUCUGUUGGUUUUUAUAGUGGUAAUAUUAAAACAUUACCAGAUGAUAUGAAAGCACUCAAACCAACAGUUAUGCCUGCUGUACCAAGACUAUUAAAUAGAAUUUAUGAUAAAGUACAGGCUGAACUACAAAAUUCAUUUUUUAAAAGAUUAAUACAUAAUAUGGGAAUAAGAUCAAAAGAAGGAGAAAUUAAAAAAUGUAUUAUUAGAAAUAAUAGUAUAUGGGAUAAGCUUGUAUUUAAAAAAUUACAAGAAUCAAUGGGAGGAAAAUUGAGAUUAAUGCUUGUUGGAUCAGCACCAUUAGCUGGUAAUGUGCUAACAUUUACAAGAUGUGCACUUGGUUGUCUUGUUGUUGAAGGAUAUGGACAAACUGAAUGUUGUGCACCAAUAACACUAUCAAUUCAGGGUGAUCAUGUGCCUGAACACGUUGGACCACCCGUUGCCUGUUGUUGUGUUAAAUUAGUUGAUGUACCUGAAAUGGAAUAUUACGCAUCGAAUAAUCAAGGUGAAGUUUGUGUCAAGGGUACAAAUGUUUUUGUUGGAUAUUAUAGAAAUCCAGAAAAAACAGCUGAAGUUAUUGAUGAACAAGGUUGGCAUCAUACUGGUGAUAUUGGCAUGUGGCUACCAACUGGUACACUGAAAAUAAUUGAUCGUAGAAAACAUAUAUUUAAAUUAUCACAAGGUGAAUAUAUUGUACCAGAAAAAAUUGAAAAUAUAUAUAUUAAAAGUCAAUAUGUUCAUCAAGUAUUUGUACAUGGUGAAUCAUUGAAAUCUUGUGUUGUUGGAAUUGUUGUUCCACAUGUUGAUGUUGUAAAAUGUUGGGCAUUGGAAAAUAAAAUACCAGGUACAUUAAGUGUACUAUGUGCAAAUCCAGAAGUUAAAAGACUUAUUCAUGAUGAUAUGAUUGCUUGGGGAAAAGAAGCUGGUCUCAGAUCAUUUGAGCAGGUAAAAGAUAUCUAUCUUCAUCCAGAUCCAUUUUCAGUACAAAAUGGAUUAUUAACACCAACAUUAAAAACAAAACGACCACAAUUAAAAGCAUAUUUUAAACCACAACUUGAAGAUUUAUAUCAAAAUUUAAACUGAUGAUUUAAAAAGCUAGAAAAUAAAAUAAAAUACUUGUUUGUUUUAUUUUUUCACGAAUUUAUUAGCCACGUGCCUGCGAGGAUUUAUCGUUGUUUAAAUAUUUUAUUAUUUGUUAUCUAUAUAAAUAAUUUUCACUGACGAGAAUAAGCCAAGAUACAUUAUUAAAAAAAAAAAAAAACAACAAAUAAAUUAUUAAAUAUUUAAUCUACAUGAUUUUCUUCGUUGAAUAAAUUAACUUUUAAAC
Molecule: messenger RNA, 2254 nt
Organism: Aphidius gifuensis
Lineage: Eukaryota; Metazoa; Arthropoda; Insecta; Hymenoptera; Braconidae
Product: long-chain-fatty-acid--CoA ligase 1
Biological process (GO): long-chain fatty acid metabolic process
Cellular component (GO): membrane; endoplasmic reticulum
Molecular function (GO): long-chain fatty acid-CoA ligase activity
Source: RefSeq, a predicted model, not a curated record